UUCUGUGGGAGGGUGCAUCUGGCCUGCUCCAAGGCUGGUGAGCUGCAUCCUCAAAGGUCCCGGGCUGGCGGCGCGCCGAGGACCCUGCGGCUCCGGAUUUAGCUCCCUGCGCCCCGCGCUCGGAGCUGCUGCUGGAUCGUGAUCACGAGCCGCGUGUGAAAUGGGCUGGUCACGCGCCGUGGGUAAAGUGGAAGCUAAGCAUGUGCUAGCCAGUGCACCAACAGACAGGAACCUCUGCCACUUCCAGGCUCUGGGUUGCCAGACCACCCAUUCCAAUCAGGAGGUGCUACAGAGAUGCUCACUUGUCAUCUUUGCCACCAAGCCUCAAGUCCUGCCAGCUGUCCUGGCCGAGGUGGCCCCUGUGGUAACUGCUGAGCACAUCUUAGUGUCCGUAGCUGCUGGGGUCUCUCUAAGCACCCUGGAAGAGCUGCUGCCCCCAAGUACACGAGUGCUACGGGUCUCACCCAAUCUGCCCUGCAUAGUUCAGGAAGGGGCCAUGGUGAUGGCCCGGGGCCGCCAUGCUGGGAGCAACGAGGUCACACUGCUGCAGAACCUGCUGGAGGCUUGUGGGCAGUGUGAGGAGGUCCCUGAAGCCUACAUUGACAUCCACACUGGCCUCAGUGGUAGUGGCGUGGCCUUUGUGUGCGUAUUCUCGGAGGCCCUAGCUGAAGGUGCCAUCAAGAUGGGCAUGCCCAGUGGCCUGGCCCACCGAAUUGCUGCCCAGACCCUGCUGGGGACAGCCAAGAUGCUUCAGCAGGAAGAGCAGCACCCAGCUCAGCUGCGGACAAAUGUGCUCACGCCAGCUGGGACCACCAUCUACGGGCUCCAUGCCCUGGAGCAGGGCGGCCUGCGUGCGGCCACCAUGAGCGCCGUGGAGGCUGCCACCUGCCGGGCCAAGGAGCUCAGCAGAAAGUAGGGCUAGGUUAUAGAUGCUUAUCCAGUCACAGCCCGAGUGCCAAGAUUAGCCCUUUGUGGGGCACCAGCCUCAUUGUCUGGCCAGGCCACCCCCUCCUCUUACCUCUCCCUGUAAGGACCAUAGUUCUCUCUCCAUCCCACACAAGUGUUUCUCCUUCCCCUGCGCAGGGAAAUUCCAUCUCCCAUCUCUUCAGACCUCCCCUGCAACACGGUGGUGGCCCUACCCCUAAUGAGCCCACCAUAAUGGCAACAUUGGGUCUCAGAGCCUGAAAGCUGGCAUCUUGUUCAGGUGCAUGCAUUUGGGACAGUUGGAGGUAAUGAGCAGAGCUGCUGGUCCUAAGAGUGCUGGGCCUGGUCUGGAGUCCUGGGCCUUCUUUGGAUUUCCUAGCAGUUCCCUGGGCCUAGAGCCAAGCCACCUCUCAUCUCAGCUGGGGACACAUGGAGUCUGAGAUGCCCUCCCCUCCAUAAAGCCAGAGGCCUCAGCCUGCUGCAGGGCCACUGGGGUCGGGUGUCUCCCACCUUGAGGAGGAUUUGCACCCAGGGAUCCUACCAAGAGCCACGCUGGCUGGGUCUCCUGUAGCACUCAGCAGUACCAGGCGGCAGUGGGCAGGUGAAAGGACUGCUAAGAUUGGACUUUCGGCGGCUGAGAAGACAGCAGGUUCCUGCCUCCAAUUGGGUGGAGGCAGUCCCUAGGCUCCUGGCCUGUGGGUGUGUGGAGCUGGGCCCUAACACCCUCCCCUGGGUCAGGAGUCCCUGAGAGUCUGUGGCCCUGGAGCCACCAGUGUUCGAGACUUGGCUCUUCAGUGUGUACUUUAAUGAACCAGCAGGCCAGGAAAACCAGGGUCAGGAGAAGAGCAAGGUCCAGGACCAGGGCUUGGUGGGAAAGACCUGUGCUGGCUGCCUACUGCCUAUGUUCCUUUAUCCUUUGCACCCCCCCACUCCCACCCCACCUCGGCUCUCCAGACUCCAGGUGUUGACCCUCCCUCGCUUCCACCCAGCAGCCUCCUGAGACUGGACGGGAGCACCCUCAGCGUGGCCUGGGGCAGCUCCCACAGUGGCAUGUGCUAGCUGGGUGACAGACAAGCCAUCCCCUCGUCUGUAAAACGGGACUAAUAGCACUUAUGUGCCGGAACCAGGACGUUCUGUCCCUCAUGCUUGACUCCCUCUGCCGUACUGCAGUCUGCUACCCUGCCACACUCUUCCUGCCCUCAGCUUCCCACAUCUACCCUAUUCCCAGCUGAUGGGUGGCUGCUCUUAGCCAGUGACUGCUUGGUCAGACCCUGGCCCUGCCACAUGACACAGGGGCCAGCCUGGGUCCAGUUCACACCUGAUCCUCAUCUAUGAAAUGGAAAUAAAGAUGCUACCUCAGCACUGAGUGAGCUGACGUUUUAUCGGGCUGAGAAGACACGUGAUAUGGAUGACAGAGCUGCAGGUAACCAUCCCCUGGGUUGUGCCUGGUGCAGCCCAUCCCCUGUAGGCACUCCUUGGGCAGCCUACCCAAGGGUCACCUGCCACAAGAAUCACUGUUGAAAGUGAGCCAGCACCUGUCUUCCUCUUGGCCUGGAGUGGGCUCAGCUUUGGAGGUGGAAAAUACCCCCUCAUUGCCUGACUCUGGCCUUAAGCAGGAGCCCCAGGGCCACUGAUGGUGGCCUGGGACAAGGACACAGGCUGGUUAUUCAAGAACGGUGACUUUGGGGCUGUGAACCUGUCAGCCAGGACUCUUUUGUCAUUGUGUGCUGCCAGACUAAAGUCACUGCUUUUCAAGACAGAACUUGUUGCUGGGUGCCGUGGCUCACACCUGCAGUCCUAACUACUUGGGAGGCAGAGAUCAGGAAGAUUGAGGCUCAAAGCCAG
Castor canadensis (American beaver) is the source of this 2769-nucleotide messenger RNA. Lineage: Eukaryota; Metazoa; Chordata; Mammalia; Rodentia; Castoridae. The record is from RefSeq and is a predicted model, not a curated record.